ACGCGUAUCUAGACUGGGGUCCGGUGCUUAGCGCUGCAUGUGAUACUUCGUAAAAUAUGAAUCGCUUUAAAGUGUGUUUACAGCUGCUGAUCCGUGCGAAGUGCUUGCAUGUUUGCAUCCCUUUCUGGUCGAUGUUGCGUACUGUUUGCGUGAUUGUGAACACGAUUUGCCGUACAAGGACGAAAGGUCCAAAUAUCGGGGGAAUGGCACUGGAGUAGUGUUCGGAGACUGAGGCAGGCACACUACGUGAGGGGUAUCCGGACUCGAUUAUACCAUAAAUUGCAUCGUGAAGUCGGUUUUCACUGGUGUUGUGAAAGACGCGCCCACGCAAGCGAAGUUGCCGACUAGUGCUAGUGAGAACAGCUGUGAUGUUGCACCGCGUGUCCCUCAUGGUGUUCCAAGGUGUAAACGUGGUGGUGCUGGCAGCUACAGUGCUGUGGCCCGCAAGCAAUGCACUCUACGCUCCUUUGCAACGAUACACCGUCUAGCAGGCAGAAUAACAGCCAGAUAGCCGUAUUGGGAACCAACCAGACAAGCUGGAGCUUUAAUAAGAAGCCUUCCGCACUGACAGCUCUAAAGCCUGAACUUUGCCAGUGGGAGCCUCCUGCUGCCUGGCGACCUCUUGGACACAUUGCCACCUCAAAGCCGGUAGUCGUGUGCCUUCGGAAAGAGACUCCCGUAGAACAGCACAGCGCCGCACAGUCUUGUCAUGUACGAGCCACUACGAAGAGACCAGCUGUUGAACACCUAAGGAAAGCUGACACUCCGGAGUGCGCAGCCACAUCCAGGUCAGCAGUGCAUGCUUCGUUGCCGUCUCCUGGAACUACAAGUGACAGUGCAUCACAAGUGACAAAUCUAGAAGCACCGUUAACGCUUCCAUCAAAAAAUACUGCCGUCAAAAGGGGUGCCCCCCCGACCGUCGUCAGAGUAAAAAUUCUCUCCCCAAAAUGCUCGUCAACAGCCAGGGGCAACAGCGCGAAAAGAUGCGAGUCAUCUCUAGCAGAAUGUGAAACUGCAAACACCGUAUCGGGCAUAGGGAAAAAUGUGGCGCUAAAAAGGACGCCUACAAAAUCGGAAGCGUAUCUCGAAUCGAAUCAGAAAGCGGUUAAAAUAGUGUCUAGGCUACCAGAGAGUUCGAAUGUAAAGCCUGCGUUGCAGCAAGUGGCGAAAGGUCUGGGGUGCUCCGGGAAACUGUCGGCCACUCCGCAACUUGGCCGGGUGCCGAGGAAGGUGCAAAGGAAGUUGUCCUUUGAGGAAGCAAGAGGCUCCAAAGAGAAAGCAAAGGAACAAGCCCUGUCCCACAAAAGGCAAGGCUCGCCUCAAACCCCGCUGAAGACCACAGCAGCAAAGCGACCGAAGUGUGCAGCUAAGUUACAGUUGCUGCCUGACAGUCUGGAAUCAAAGCUGGGAACUGUGUGGAGGCAAGUGAAUUUACUGAAGGAGGAAGUGAAAUCAAGGACACCAUCCAAGAGGGAACCUGGGAAAGUGUUAGCACCAAAGGUAUCAAAGGAUCCUCCACCGCGCCCGCAGAGGGCCGGGCGGAAGAGGUCCUUGGAACUUGUGGAGGACGUUCCAGAUGUUGGAUCAAAGAAGUCUGACAGCAGCAUGCAGGUUCCGCAGCGGCGUGUGUCAGUGGACAGCUCCGUCGAUGACUGUCCCAUGCCCCUUCUGGAGCCACUCGUGGAAGAAAAGGAUGUGACCGCAAAGAAAGACGAACCAAAUUCUCCCGAGAUGCCCAUGCUCCUUCCAGUUAUUGUCAAAUCUGAAGUGGUUGCCCAGCCAAAAAGAGUCAGAACGAGACAAAGCGAACGAAUCCGUGAGUCUGGACGCCUCGAAGGUAAUGCUAUUGUGGACACCAUCGAUGGCGUAGACUUCUACAGCUUCUCGUGCGAAGAAGAUCUGGAAGAGUUCUCCAGGGAGUUCGAAGAGGCGUCUAGCAUGGAAGAGUGUCCGUGGAGUCAGUCACUUACUGCUGAUGAUCCAGAAUUGCUCAACAGUGAAAUUGUAGACAGCCAAGUCUUGCUUCCGAGGAAGACAAACGAUAUAACAAAAAUUAAGGGGUGGAGAAAGAAGACUUUUGGGGCAGACACGCCCAUAUCUACUCCCGUCAAGCAGGAAGAAGUGGCCGUAAACAUGACGGAGAUGUCUAAGGGUGUUCGGUCAGCGUUUGUGAGUGACUCGUUGAAUGACUUUUUAGAGAACAGGGCCGCACUUAGAGUAGUGCACUUAGCGAAGUUGAAUCCCAACAUCACUCCUCCACCUGAGGGAGCAGGUGUUCUGUCGCUACGACCUCCUUUCUUUCGAGAUGCGCUCGAAGAAAAAGAAACAGAGUCCAAGAGGCAGACGAGAGCAGCAGCCGCCGUGGGGCGUUACUCCAUGCGCAAACCAUCGACAACGCCACACAUCACAGAGCGUAGGAGUGAAUCUCCAGCUACUCCUGUAGCCAAACCUUCUGGAACUCCACAGGUGCAUCGACCUACACGCAAGCCAGGCCGGACUCCAAAAUUGAGUGUCUCUCCUCCCGAAGUCAAAAUAAAGUCCGAACCUGUCGAAGAGGAGGACACACCAUUUUUAGCGAUGACGAGUCGAAACCUACGACCAAGUACGUUGAAGCUAACCCCAGAGUCAGUUGCCAAGCAGAGUUCGCAGAGUUCAACACCAAGUCCCGUGAAAACAGCCGCAGUACACACUUCCACGGCUUCUCCAAAGCUGAGCCCGAAUCCCAAAGUGACAGCGAAGCCAUACGGCUCCGAGUCUGACUACGAGAUCAUACGUGAUUCAUUUGUGACGGACGCUCAGGAAGCCCUGCUCAAAAUGCUUCUGGCGUGGGGCCGGCAAAAUGAGAUCACACGCAGGGGUAACAACGCCGAAAGAGAACCGGCAUUCAUUUGUCCACAGCUUGAUCAUCUAGAUGCGGUGUUUGCCUCAGAAGCAUUGCUCGCAUACGAAGUGUACUCGGGCAGAGCAAAUUCCGCAUCGAGGCAGGCAAAAGGGAAAUCUCCUGCAAGGGAGACGACGCCUGUGAAAACGUUGCCAGCAACAAAGGCAGCCGUGACUGGUGCAGCAUCAGUGGUGAAGGGAUCUCCCACUGUAGCCACGUCGACAGCGACUUCACCAGUGACUUCAAUGAGUGCGACGUCGCCUAUUGCUUCGGGCAGCAUCCAGAACACAACACGGAGUCGACGUCCGAUUCGCCUGCCUGCAAGGUUUCAAGACUCUGCACUACUGCUGCCUUCUGCUGGAGACCUGUGGGACCUGUCACCACAGAGGUCUUCUGGGCUUAGGCAGCGAUCCAAAACCAUCGUUGACAAUACGAGGAAUACUCCUACACACGUCACGACAGCGAGCCUAAUGACGACAGUUUCAACGCCAACAAUGCACAGUACAGUUGCUCAAACACGCCCAUCGACUGCGGCACACCCACGGCUGUCGAAUCCUCACUCCGUCCCAGUGUGUCCGAGCCCCGUGUCCCUGUCUUCCAGCUCGUCUGCCUCUUCGUCCUCUUCGGAAUCUUCCUGCGACGGGAACUCUCCUCCACAAAGCGAUGCUGACGAAGAACAGGAUGACUCAAAAGGAUCUGCGGGUCUUCCGACAAAGUUGAAGAUGGAAGAAACAGCAAUGAUGUCGUGUGUCGCGCAGGAACUGAACAGUGCAGAAAAGGAGGAUCACGAGGACAACUCAAAUGAAAUCGACAUUGAGACAGUAUCUGACUUGACUGACAGCACACCAACACUGGUUUCUGAUGAUGAUGGCAAUAGCCAGGAUAAAAAGUGCAGCACAACUGGACUCAACAGCAUAAUGGACCUCGAUCUGGAUGCUUUGGAGAAUUCAGAGUCCAUGGAAUGUAAAGCCUCUCGGGAGCGGAUACGUCGCCGGGUGAUGCUCUCACUCUUUAUAAACCUGCAGAACACGGUAUUUGCUUCACCAAGUGCCAAGCCCAGAGUUGCUGUCUUACCAAAAGUCGCUAUUCUCACUCAGGCGGUGAAAUACCUGAAUGGCCUGAAGGCCCUUUCAUUACACCUGGAUGGAGAGAAAAGACGACUCCGUCAACGUCACUCUCAGCUGGAGGCUCAGCUCAGCACAGCAAAGAGUGGAGGAUUUGUAAAGCUGGAACCAGGUCCCGCACCCAGAGCGAUGCCACUGGCAGUGACUUCCGUGUGCGACGUCCACUCGCCUAACCUCAGGCCACUUUCUGAUGUAGCAACAGAGGUACUUCUUGCAACCCAACGCAAAAAGUUGGGUCAGGAUGAGCAAGUUGCAGGAAAUGCCUCAGGAAAUGCUUCAGGAAACGCCUCAGGAGCUUCUACGCCAAAAAAGAAGAAGGCCAAAGUCAAGCAUGGUGUUGCUGCGAAUGGGAAAAAGAAGCUUGGUCAUGUUUCUGUCACUACCAAGAAACCUGGUACACUUGCGCCCAUAAAGCCGACAGGUCAAGAUGAAGUCAGUCAACCCGGAGCGUCGUACACUUUGGAUGGGCGCAACAUUGGCAGUCUGCGACCCACUGCGCCUGUGACAAGUCCAAGUCCAGGUUGCGCAUCGACCACGACCGUUACGCCCGCACCCACGACACCGGGCAGCCCGCAGAAGUACACGCUGUACCCUGCCCGUGGGACGAUGUUGGGUGACCUGUCGAAAGUGGCUGCUGUGGCACAGCAUCUCAUUGGCCCCUGUGUCAUAAAGAGAGUGAAAUUGCGUACAGGCCAGACUGUGUUGAUCUACAGAAAAUCCCCCACGGGAGAAGAAGGAGAGCCGGGAGAAAAUGACAAGGCCGGGAUAGUGUUGGUACCGGAGGAACAUGCUAAGAUUCCGUCGACAUCUGAGGAGAGCAUUAAAAGUGCCACAAGCACGCCCGAAAGUCAAGCUGAGCCUCCACAAGCCCGUCCGAAGAAGCUGCACGAGAGCACGAGGGAGAAAAGUGUCCCGCAGGACUCCGGAAAGGUGCCGCCAGCAACGCCGGGUGCUGCCAAGCUUGUUCCAACUCACAGGCCUUCCACUAACACGUGUGAUGUGGUCAAGACAAACCCUGAGAGACAGAAAAGCGAAAAAGCAACGAAAGACACGCCGAAGCGAGGCGUCACAGCUACGCGCAGUAGGAAGAUUCUCGCCAGGAAAACGAUGGGAGAAGUUGUGCAGGUCACGAAUGUCAUGAGUGCUCAGGCAUGUGCAAAGGGGCUAGUGGGUCCUUCUAGGACUUCCAGCAGUGCUCCUGUGCCUAAACCGUUCUUUCGAACCUCCACAGCACCGACACCGUGCCCGAAACCUCCGUCAGCAUUGCAGAGCGGCAGGAGGCCCGUGCCAGUGCAGAUGACUGUGGCGAAGGACGACCCAUUUCUUCCAGGCAAUAUGUGGGGUAUCGCGAGGACGAUGCCGGUGAAACGUCCAGCGUCGCCGAUUAGCAUGGAGAGCACUUCAAGGCGUGAACCAAGCUCUGGGACACCCAGUGAGGAACGUGAAAAGGAAGCAGAUCUGAAGAAAGGUGCCGACGGCGACGAAGAACUGGGGGACAUGUCAGAGUGGGUCUCUGGUGACGGAGAGAUGUGCAUUAUACGCAAGCUUCCUGUUGACCCCGAUGAGGAAAGUGACGAGGACAGUGAAAGUGAUGAGGAAGGAGACGAGAGCCAGCAUGGCUUGGAUAGCGACAAAACGGUUGAGCUGGUGACAAAGUUGUCGUAGCAGGUGCUGUGUCAGUGAGUGGUACUCUUUUAGCUCACAAGUGCUAGGCUGAACGUGAAAAAAGCUCAAGGAUACUCUUCAAGGCUUGUGUCAGUGUGUGUGCAACUUUUGUGAUGCUGUGUUUUUAACAGCCACCUUUUCAUUCUUCUCGGAAAAAUUUUUGGGGCCUUCAUAAUUUCUUAAAUCGGGCACGAGUAUAGAGUGUGCAACGUGAACUACACACACAUGUGUGCAUAUUCUAGGCAUGUGCAAGAGCUCGAAUUGCAGUGGCAAUUUGGUUGCAAUUUAAAUAUGGUAUUGCUGCACAUAUUGAGCCGAGGCAGUGGUAGACAGAAAAAAAGUAAUUUAAGCACCUACAUGGAAAUUGAUAGUUUCUGGGGCAUUACCUGGGAUUUAUUAAAUGUAUGCACAUGCCAAAAUAUGUUGCUACAUACAUGUUCUCAUUUACAGGCAAUCAAAAAGCCUGUAAAGCUCUGCUUGGGUAAGUGAACUUGAGUGUAAUUUGGAGUGAUACCUGUUGUUGAGCAAGCUUGGUAUUUGGGGGAUGAUCUGUAAUGCUGUUAUAAAAUGGAGGCAUUGUAAAGUAUUGUAAUAUAGCAGAUGUAACAUAAAGAAAUUUUUAUGAACUGGAA
Messenger RNA from Ornithodoros turicata, 6302 nucleotides. Its product is annotated as mucin-2-like. Bases 451 to 5670 code for a protein of 1739 amino acids. Lineage: Eukaryota; Metazoa; Arthropoda; Arachnida; Ixodida; Argasidae. Gene Ontology annotation, molecular function: protein dimerization activity. The transcript has 9 exons. The record is from RefSeq and is a predicted model, not a curated record.